Corticium candelabrum is the source of this 2750-nucleotide messenger RNA. Its product is annotated as protein lin-54 homolog. Lineage: Eukaryota; Metazoa; Porifera; Homoscleromorpha; Homosclerophorida; Plakinidae. Gene Ontology annotation, cellular component: nucleus. The coding region runs from base 154 to 2199 and encodes 681 amino acids. Gene Ontology annotation, biological process: regulation of DNA-templated transcription. The record is from RefSeq and is a predicted model, not a curated record. The transcript is spliced from 12 exons.
UGUAAGGGGACCCUGUCUGUCCAACAGCUGCAGGUGAUUUCUAAUCUUUAACAACAAGACCGACAUUACGCAUAUCAGGCGACAGCCACAACAAGGCCACAUUCGACGGCAGACCAACUCACAUGGACGAACGAAUGCGGCACAGUCUGCACAAUGAAUGAGACGAAAAUUCCACAAACUGAAGCUAAGAAAGCUGAUGAAAACAACGGGCCACGGCUGACGCAAGACGGUGACACAGAACGGGCAACCAAAGUCACAGCAGAACAACACGUGAAUUCUCUCACCACAUCAGUGCAGCAACCAGCCAAUCAGUUGUCCAGAAAGAAGGAAGAAGGCGGUGCUAGGAAAUUGCCAGGGUUACAGUCGAGUCAGGAAGAAGUGAACACAAACAGCUUGACGUCGACUGUGACAUCCAGUGCGUCUGUUCACGUGCCUGCUGCAAGCACAGUGACUUUGAGUCGAGCUGCUGACACUCAGAAGAGAAACGCUGUGGCGCAGUCUUGGCCAUCGGUUAACAACAACGUCACGAAUGCUUCGCAUUCGAAUCCUGGAAUACAAUCGGCGGGUCCUCGUCCUGUUGUGAUGGGAAGAUUGAGUAGCGCAGUGUCUCCUAUGAAGACAGUGUCGCUGGUGACGAGUCGACAGUCGCCCUCUUUGUCUUAUUCGCCGCGUCCCAUCGCCAUGAAGCCGAUGCCCGUGCAGCAGGCAGUGGCCGUUCGGCAACUCAAUCUUGUUUCGUCGAGCACGCCGGUGAGAACCGUUUCGGCACAAGUUGUUCCUGUGCUGAGUGUCGUGCCGACGACGCAGUCUCUGACAAACAUACAGUCUCUCAGCAGCAUUCAAGCUCCAGCAACAGGAGCUACAACUCACACAUCUAAUCCGGUUGUUAUACUGGCACCUCAUUCGUCUGGAGGUGUAACAGUGCUUCCCGCCGGUACAAUAUUUCAUCCUGGCACGACAAGCACAGUGAACAAAUCUGACCCAUCUAAAGCAGUUGUUAAGACCACGACGGCCGUUAUGAUAGCAUCAACCAGCACCGUUGCCUCAGGAUCACAAACAGGCAGCGUCUCUUUGCCAUUGGGUGUUCGUCAUAUCGUCAUCAGCUGUGAACAGCAACAGUACCUACAACGACAAGGACAUCACAUUGCGACUGUAGUCACUCCCCAGCAGCUACUGCAGCCGAGCAAGGUAGCACUCCCUCAGAAUGUACAGUUGGCGACCAAACAAGCUUCUAUAAUCCAACCGUCGAGGACGUUGGUUCACAUCCAGCCGAAGCCGUCGCAGAUACAGCAAGUGCCGGGAGCAGCUGUCCAAGUCACACAAAGCUUAGCAAAUAUAGCAGCUGCGACAUUGAUUAGUGUUGCACCCUCGCAGGUUGCUGGGACUCUCAGUGUGCCGGCUGGAACACAUGCUGUUGCUGCUGGCAGUACUGCUGUUUUACCUGUAGUAACAAUUGCAAAUUCGUCGGCAUCGGAACAGAAAAUAGUCGAUCCAUUGAUCGAUGCUCAAAUUUCAGCAAAACCGAGAAAGAAAUGCAACUGUUCGAGAUCACAGUGUCUCAAGCUUUAUUGCGAGUGCUUUGCUAAUGGCGAGUUUUGUGACUACACAUGCAACUGCCAGAACUGUCGUAACACACUGGAGCACGAAGACGAACGAAGCAAAGCCAUCAAGCAGUGUCUUGACAGAAAUCCUCACGCUUUUCAUCCUAAAAUCGGCAAAUCACGAGCGGAGAACGCUCAUUCCCGGUCUCACAUAAGAGGUUGUAACUGCAAGCGAUCCGGCUGUUUGAAGAACUACUGCGAAUGCUAUGAGGCUAAAGUUUUGUGCACGAAUUUGUGUCGUUGCGUCGGUUGUAAGAAUUUUGAGGAGAGCCCGGAGAGAAAGACUCUCAUGCAUCUAGCAGAUGCGGCCGAGGUUCGUAAACAACAGCAGCGGGCAGCUAAGGCGCAUUUAUCAUCACAGAUAGACAACAUACCAACGAGACUUCCAGCUGCUAGUACAAGCGAAAGAUUACCGUUUAUGUUCAUCACUUCUGACAUAAUCGAAGCGACUUGCAAGUGCCUCCUAACGAAGGCUGAGGAAGCAGAAGAGAGCGUGGUACCUCAGAAUGCCGAGCGAGCAGUUUUACAAGAGUUUGGACGUUGUCUAACGCAGAUUAUACAGGCAGCUAACAAAGCUAACAGGCAACAAAGCUUAUAAUUUCUGACAUCAGUCUAGUCAAAUAGAAUGGAACGACGAUAUAAUUGGACUUCAGCUGUAGAUAUGCUCUCUACCACUGAUUAACUUCAGCCUAUCGCAUACGGGUCUUGAAAUUUUGUGUGGUCACGUUGCGCAACGGUGGCUAUGGCCUGCCGUUGUUUUACACUGAGAAACGUGUAGUUACUGAGGUCCUAUAUUCAUUACGUAACUAUUAACACUGGAUGGUAUUUUUAUUACGUAUUACAUAAAUGUUUUGCUUCGUUUCCGCUUUACUUCCGUUUGUUACCUCGUGGCGGUCGCGUGCGGUGGUGAUUAGUAGGUGUUCGUGGCAACCGUCAGUGUACAAGUGUACAAGCAGACUCCGUAGGAAUGCAAGUGCAAGACGAAGACGAAGACUAUCUUCGAAGCGUUUCAGAGCAGGUUUGAGUGUUGUCAGAAUGGUUGAAGACUACAGAUUACAGUGAAGACGUCUCCAUAUAGCUGGUAGACCUUCACGUCCUAGUCAUUCCUCGUCACUUUUGGCGCAAUGACGUUCAGUGGACUUACAAUAC